AUGCCUCCCAAAGCUGCCCCUCGAGGAAGCGCCCGUGGAGGGGCCGCCAGCCGUGGUGCCCGAAUGGACACAGCUACUCCGGCUCCCGCUGGCGGGGGCACUGCGCAAAAUUCUCCCACGGCAACCGGCGCGCCCGGUCCUACAAGUCGAGCUUCAGUGCAACGGCUUCAAUCACUGAACAAACGCACACCUUCUGGGAGCAUUGCACCUAGCAGUCGACCACAGUCAGCGCUUGGUGGCGAACCGCCCAAGCCAGUCAUGAAACACAAACCGAAGGCCGUUGGGCGUCGCAGUAAGCAGGAACGAGAGGAAAUAGAGCGACUGGAGCAAGAACGAUACAAUGAGCGUCUAAAGGAGGCUGCUGCUAUUCAGCGCGGUCGUGGUGGUACUGCUCGUCGUGCUGGGUUCCGUGGUCGUGGUGGACCCAUGGCUAUGGGCAUGAGUGGGUUUGGUGGACGAGGCGGCAGGCGAGGCCGUGGAGGUGGAAGUGGAGGCGGUGGAUAUGGAGGAGGCCCAGGUGGCGCAGGUUCAGGAUACAAUCGGUCUGUUCUCACUGGGGGCAACCGUGGGCGCGCAUAUGACUCUUCAGACGACGAAGAGAGUGCACUCCGCGUCAGCAUCGAUCAUAUCAACCUCGAUAGCGACGAGGAGGAUUGGGAUACACCGAAGGAUUUCAAGGGAAAACAACCCAGCAGGUCGACCGGCGGACUUCGUCCCGUCCGUGUCGAGCGACAUGAACACGAGGAAAGAGUCAUCAGCGUCAACAUGGAAUCCAGCACGACCAGAACCGCCGAUCUCCGCAAAAAAGCAGAGAAGGAGAAAGCUGCGAAGGAUGUCGGCCGUACCCCUACCAAGGUCAAGCCGGAACCCCAGGACGACGACACAGCUAUGCCAGAUGUUAUUCCACAUGCGGAUGACGAUGACUUCCUUCCGGAGCAUAACGUCCGUGUGCGCUCGGCUCAGAGUAUGAGCCCAACAAAGAGGAGCACCACAGAGCUACGAUCGACUCGACCUACACCUGAACCCGAACUUCCAGACCCACGCAGCCUACUUCACACUAAAGAGGAAAUCGAUGAAUAUGACAGACACAUGGAAGAUUUGGCCAUCAUCAGGGAUCUUCUCGUCCCUAAGGAGCCAAAGAAGGCAACCACAGAAACAGAAGUCACCGAGGGAGCCGUCGAAGGUGCAAUCGCCGCAACCGAAGGACAGGACGGCGAUGGAUCAAAUGAAAAGAAAGAGGAAGAGGAAGAAGAAAAUCCUCUACAUGGCCAAAUGUUCCUCAUGCAAUUCCCACCCAUGACGCCGUGCCUCAGACUCGCUGGUUCCGCCGAAAACCAACCUGCAGCCGCAGCCGCAGCUCCCCAGAACGAGAUCAAGCGCGAAGCAGGCGAGGAAGUGGAGAUCGUGGAGAACACUAAACCAACCGAACCACAAGAAAACAGCGUCUUUACGGCCGGCCAGCCUUGGUCCCUACCCACAGGCCGUGUCGGGAAACUGAACGUACAUCAGUCAGGCCGUGUGACCUUAGACUGGGGUGGAAUCAGUAUGGAGUUGGAUCGUGGAGCACCGGUUGGUUUCGUCCAGGAAGCAGUUAUCUUGUCGAAGGCGCCACCAGAGUCAGAGGAAGACACAGCGAAACAUGUUUGGUCUAUGGGCCAAUUGUCUGGCAAAUUCACAGUCACACCGAACUGGGAUGAGAUGCUUUGA
Molecule: messenger RNA, 1707 nt
Organism: Penicillium griseofulvum
Lineage: Eukaryota; Fungi; Ascomycota; Eurotiomycetes; Eurotiales; Aspergillaceae
Product: putative DNA-directed RNA polymerase III RPC4
Exons: 1
Coding region: 1-1707 (568 amino acids)
Biological process (GO): transcription by RNA polymerase III
Cellular component (GO): RNA polymerase III complex
Molecular function (GO): DNA binding
Source: RefSeq, a predicted model, not a curated record